This is a messenger RNA of Alternaria rosae, 1552 nucleotides long. Its product is annotated as voltage-dependent anion channel. The record is from RefSeq and is a predicted model, not a curated record. Bases 242 to 1438 code for a protein of 398 amino acids. Gene Ontology annotation, cellular component: membrane. Gene Ontology annotation, biological process: malate transmembrane transport. NCBI's taxonomy places the organism in Eukaryota, Fungi, Ascomycota, Dothideomycetes, Pleosporales, Pleosporaceae. Gene Ontology annotation, molecular function: malate transmembrane transporter activity. The transcript has 2 exons.
AUUGGAUAUCUCACGAUCAUGACCUCUACGGGGAAGAUUGGGUCCGAUCGGAUAUAUCGCCGGCUGGCGAUCGAACGCUGCACGUAAGCUUAUUGUUAGCCGUCUGGUUUGCGAUGCUGCUAGAGCCUCAUCCGUCGCACGUCUUCAACGACCGUCACCACACGAGCAACCAUGCAAUGACAGCAAACACCCAAAACAGACGAUAGAAUCUUCUGAAAUCAACAAGAAGAAUCACUGAAAAAUGGCUACAUCCCCACACACCGCUGACACGACCCCGUCGUCAAAGCCAAAGAUGCUCCACCAAGAGCAGAAGCGACCAGACCGCAAAAUAGGCAUACGCGAACGAUUAAAGCACUUCACAUUCGCCUGGUUCCUCUCCACAAUGAGCACAGGCGGUCUCGCCCUCGCCAUCGCAGAGACACCGCAUCAAUUCCCCGGCCUCUACCACAUAGGCCUAACCAUCUUCUUCCUCAACAUCGCUCUCUUCCUCCUCCUCUUUACCCUUACAACCCUCCGCUUCAUCUACCACACUUCCCACUUCCUGUCUUCCUUUCUCCACCCGCAGGAAUCCUUCUUCCUCGGCUCUUUCUGGCUCUCCCUCAGCGUAAUACUAGCUGGUAUCCAAACCUACGGCAUCACCCGUGGUCCUGCGUACUCCUGGCUCAUCGACGCAGUCUACGUGUUAUACUGGAUCUACGCCGCGUGCUCGCUCGCAAACUCGAUAUUCCAGUAUUGGGUAUUGAUCCAGUGGGGAAAGGUGCGUCCUGUGCCGCCGUUACCGAGUAUCUUCCUCGCGGGAUAUUCAGCGAUGUUGACGGGGACGGUGGCGAGUAUGGUGGCGGGGACGCAGCCAAAUGAGCGAGCCGUUGCGGUCAUUGUAUCGGGUGUCGCGUAUCAGGGGUUUGGGUGGUGUAUUAGUCUUGUCGCUAUCGUGGGGUUCGUAAGGAAUCUACUGGAUAAUGGGUUUCCACCAAGUCAGUUACGUCCCGCGUUGUUUAUACCGGUGGGGAGUGGGGCGUAUACGAUUGUUGCAUUGAUCGGUCUUGCGAAUGCGGUUCCGGACAGCAUGUCACAAGGUUACUUUGCGAAGCAUCCUGCUGCGCCAGAGAUUUUGCGUAUUUUGGCGCUUUUCACGGGGGUUUUCUUGUAUGUGUUUAGUUUCUGGUUGUUUGCGAUUGCGCUGCUGGGGAAUGUGGGGGUGGUGGGUAGUAUGCCGUUCAGUCUGACGUGGUGGGCUUUCAUAUUCCCGAAUGUGGGGUUUACGCUUAGUACGAGUGUGUUGGGGAGGGAGUUGGAGAGUGAGGGUAUACUGUGGGUGGCGAGUGUGAUGACGGUGUUGUUAGUAGUGAUAUGGUUGGUGACGGUUGUGGGAUGUGUGAGAGCUGUUUGGAGGAGGCAGAUUGUUUGGCCGGGCAGGGAUGAAGAUAAGAAUCGUUGAGUAGUUGGGUCAAUACACGGUUGUGUAUGUGUAGCUUCAUGGAAGCGGAUCGAAAGCACGUAGGACUGCGCAGAGUGAGGAUAGACAAGAUGGAAAUAUGCAUGCAUUGUGAUC